AUGCCGAAAUAUGAAAUACAAGUUCAGGUUCCACGAGUGAACAAAAAUGAAUUUGAAAGAAAUCAGUCACAGUUAUUAUCAGAUGAGUAUGAUGAAUUCAGUGAUCCAACAUUAUCAUUCGAACGGAAUCGUAUCAAGCAGUUACAGGAUGAACGGGUGCAUAUUCAGAAGAAAACAUUUACCAAAUGGUGUAAUUCAUUUUUGGGCAGAGCACGACUCGAAAUCGUUGAUUUAUUCGUGGAUCUUGGAGAUGGAAUAUUGCUGAUGAAAUUGCUAGAGAUUAUUUCGGGCGAAAAGCUCGGCAAACCAAAUCGAGGUCGAAUGAGAGUACAAAAAAUUGAAAAUCUUAAUAAAACACUCGAUUUCCUGAAGAAAAAUCGAAUUCAGCUUGAAAAUAUUGGUGCAGAAGAUAUUUUGGAUCGAAAUGAACGGCUUAUUCUUGGUCUCAUUUGGACGAUCAUUCUUCGUUUCCAGAUUGAUACGAUUUCCAUCCCGAUGGACGAAGAAUCUGGUGAAAGGAAACAUGCGAAGGAAGCACUUUUAUUAUGGUGCCAAAGAAAAACAUCUGGUUAUGCGAAUUCUAAAAUUGAAAAUUUCACCACUUCAUGGCGUAAUGGUUUAGCAUUCAAUGCAUUGAUUCAUGCUCAUCGGCCAGAUUUGAUCAAUUACGAAAGUUUGUCACCACAAGAUGCGAUUGGAAAUUUAAAUAAUGCUUUUGAUGUGGCAGAGAAAAAGCUAGAUAUUGCACGUUUGUUAGAUGCUGAAGAUGUUAAUGUUGCUCAUCCGGAUGAAAAAUCUAUCAUUACUUACGUUUCACUUUACUAUCAUCAUUUUGCAAAGCAAAAAACAGAAAUGACUGGUGCAAGACGAGUUGCUAAGAUUGUCGGUAGUCUGUUGUCUUCUGAUCAACUUCAAGAAGAUUAUGAAGCGCUAUGUUCGGAAUUGCUUCUUUGGAUACAGCAAACCAUUGCAAUGUUGAACGAUCGAAAAUUUCCAAAUUCGCUGAAAGGAAUUCAGGAUGAAUUAUUGGCAUUCAAAAAUUAUCGUACUGUGGAAAAACCACCAAAAUACAAGGAGAAGGGAGAAUUGGAAGCUUUGUUUUUCACAGUACAAACAAAGAGAAAGGCCAUGGGAAGGAAACCGUAUAUUCCUCCAGCAGGUCUGUUUAUGCAUGAUAUCGAAUCAUCUUGGGCACUUUUGGAUCACUCUGAAAAUGACAGACAACUGGCCCUUAUGAUGGAAUUGCGGAGACAGGAAAGGUUGGAACUUAUGGCGCAGAAGUUCGAGCGCAAAGCAGGAUUACGAGAUGCGUGGUUACGUGAGAUGAGUUCUGUCUUACAAGAUUUUGAUUUAGGUAGAAAUAUUGCUCAAGUUGAAGCUUCACUGAAAAAACAACAAGCUAUUGCUGCCGAUAUCCUACCUAGAGAAAAUCGGUUUAAGUCUCUGUCGUUUAUGGCUGUUGAGCUAUCAAAGGAAAAUUAUCAUGAUUGCGAUAAAAUCCGAAUACGCGAACGUGAGCUUUUGGAUAAAUGGUCACAGUUGCUAGCAGCUCUAGAGGCACGACGUCGUGCGCUUUUAUCAUUAAGUGAUCUGAUGGGUUUACUUCGGGAUAUAGAUACACUAUCAUCGGAGAUACGUGCAUUAGAGCCUCAAUUUCGAAGUCGCGAUGUUGGAAAACAUUUACUAGGAGUUGAGGAUUUGCUUGGCAAACAAGAGAUUCUCGAAGCGCAACUUAAUUCACAAGGGGAAUUGUUGAAAAAUGUGACAUCCCAAGCACUUGACUAUAUUCGGGGAAAAGGAGAACAGUAUGAUGUGUUGCAAAAGAAGUUAGACGAUGUGAGCAGCCUUUAUGAAAGUGUUGUACAGUUAUGCCAGCAGCGCAGAAUAAUGUUGUAUCGUGCUCGUGAUUUGUAUCGUUUUAUCCAAGAUGAUGAAGAAGAAAUGAGUUGGUUACAGGAGAAAGAAGAUUUGUGUAUUUCGCUUCUCAAAAACAGGGAUCUUUCAGCUACUGCCCAAUUAAGGCGUAUUUUUAAGAAUUUGGAAACCGAAAUGGAAGGACAUUGGCAGAGAGCAAAAGGAGUGAUUGCAGCUGGUGAACGACUGGUAGCAACGGGUCAAAAUAAAGAGGAUAUUCAAACAAGAAUAUACAAUUUACACGCAAAAUGGGAGCAGCUGAGAAAAGUGGUUGAAGCGGUUGGAAGAUGGCUUCGUGAAGCUGAACAAGCUCACCAAUAUUUCCAGGAUGCAAAUGAAGCAGAAAGUUGGAUCCGUGAGAAAAUGCCGCUAGUCAAAAGUAGUGAUUAUGGACGUGAUGAACAGGCAUCAGAAAGUCUGUUAUCAAGGCAUUUACGUUUGGAAGAAGAAAUCCAAGCUUAUCGAGCUGAUAUAAUAAAACUUGAAGAGAUGGCAAGAGAGUUAGUUAAUACGGAAUUCAUUGCGGGUGCUGUUGUACGUGUCGAAGAAGAUACCGAAGAACUUAUUGUGCCUCAAGUGAAAAUGUUAUACACUUACUCUGGAAAUAAUAUUGAAGCUAAAAAAGAUGAGAUAUUGGCACUAAUCGAAAAAUCAAACAAUGAUUGGUGGCGUAUUCUGAAACAAGAUGGAAUCGAGGGUUAUGUACCCGCAAAUUAUUGUAAAGUUGUGGAAGGUGAAACAGUAACGGUUGCACAAACAAUUACUCGUAAGACAGAACGCGAAUCACAGGGUUCCCGAAAUGCCAUCAUCGAACGCCAAGAAGCCAUAAGUGCUUGUUAUCGAAAUCUGAAUAAUUUAGCUGAGGAACGUCGGCGUCUUCUCAGUGACAUAAUUAAACUGUACAAAUUCUUACGUGAAUGUGACCAAUUUGAAACUUGGGUAAAAGAGACAGAAACAGCUCUCGCUGACAACGCAACUUCAGAUAAUGUUAAGGCUUCGCGGAAGAAAUUUAAUAAACUUGAAAAUGAAAUCACCGCGAAUGGUAAGAUACAGAUAAAACGAAUUAAUGAUGUUGCCGAAGAAUUAGUUAAUGAAGGUCAUAGCCAUAGUGAUGAAAUUCGACGACGUCAGAAUGCAGCGAAUUUGUUUUGGAAUAAAAUACGGGAUCUUUUAAAGAUAAAGCAACGUCAACUUGAAGCAGCCGAAAGAGUUGCAGCAUUUAAUGAAACAUGUAAAGACGCACGAUCAUGGAUGCAAGAUAAAUUUGAUUUACUUGAACAUAAAGUUGAUAUGAAUGAUCCGAAAGCUGUUCAGACAAUUCAAAAACGUUAUCAAAAUUUGGGAAAAGAUCUUAAACCUCUAGAGGAGAAGAUCCGUUUCUUGCAGAAGCUUGCAGAUGAGGUGAAGAAAGAACAUCCUGAGGAAGCUGCUAGGAUUGAACAGAUGAUCAAGGAUUUGGUUAAAAUGCAUGAUGAACUGCGGCAAAAAUCAGCUGCACGUAUUGAAGAAGCUGAACAGACACAAGGACAUCAGAUGUUCGAUGGUGCUGUGAAGAAUUUGCAGAUAUGGAUUGACAAAACAAAGUUAUCUCUUGUUGAUAAUACUCGACCAGUAGAUGUUUCAUCAGCUGAGGAGCUACUGAAGAAGCAUUAUGAGCUUAACGAUGACAUAAAUGGCAAAAAAUAUGAAUUCGAUUACGUGCGCGAACUUGGACAGCGCUUGUUGCAAAAAAAUCCUGCACUCAACGACGUGAGGGGAAGUUUGAAAAAAUUGGACGCCGAACAGCAGACACUUAAUGCUUUAUGGAAAGAAAAAGAGCGAAGGCUGAAAGAACUUUUGAAUUUGCAACUACUAAACACGGAAGCGGAAAGAAUUGAUGCAGCAACAAAAGGACAUGAAGCUUUUUUGGAACUUUCCAAUCUUGGGGAUUCGGUAGAAACAGCUGAAAAUUUGUUGAAGCGCCAUUCGGACUUCGAAGCGAAGCUUCGGGCCCAGGAAGAUCGAUUGAAAGUUUUCGCGAAAGGUGCCGAUCAGCUGAUUCAGGCAAAACAUAGCGAAGCAGAUUUCAUUAAAAAGCGCCGUGAUGAUGUUUUGGCUCGUCGAUCGUUAGUCCAUCAAGCAGCGGCAAAGCGUCGUGUACAGCUAGAAGCAUCACUUCAGUAUCAGAAUUUACGCCGAAAUAUUCAAGAGUUAUCGCAAUGGAUAGCGGAAAAGAGGAAGAUUGCAAAUGAUGAUUCUUACCGGGACAUAGCAUCUAUUACUAUGAAAUUAUUGAAACACAAAGCAUUUGAGGCGGAAUUGAAAGCAAAUGCUGCACGUUUAGACGAAUUAAAUGCGGAAGGAAAUGCGCUUAUAGCAGCGCAGCACUAUGAAUCGAAAUCCAUUCGGAAAUUGUUAGACGGUGUAAAUGUGGAAUGGUCUGAUCUUUUACACGCAGCAAAUGCUAAAGGAGAAUGUUUGAGACAAGCGGAAGAUCAAAAAGGGCUGAAUAGUGCCCUGGAUGAUGCGCAUUUGAAGUUAGAUGAAAUACAAGCAUCUUUGAAUUCGAAAGAUUUGGGAUCUGAUUUGCGUGGCGUAAAGGAGCUUAUUCACAAACAGGUUGUUAUAGAAAAGGAAAUGUCUGUUUUCGAGAAAAGAGUUGUUGAAAUAACAGAGAAAGCAAAUGCUAUGAUACAACAGGGACAUUUCGAUUCUGCCACCAUAAAAAAGGCCGUACAAAAAUUGACUGAAAGGUUUGAAUCACAGAAAAAACCAGCCAAAGAUCGUCGGACGGCGUUAGAAGAAAGCUUGAAAUGGCAUCAAUUGUCGUUCGAUAUAGACUGUGAAAUGCAUUGGAUUUCGGAGAAAGUUCCGAUUGCAUCAUCGGAAGAAACUGGCCGCUCUCUUACAGAAACCACCAAUAUGCAAAAAAAACAUGAACAGUUGGAGGCAGAAGUGGCGUCACGACUACCUCAUAUUAAGAAGACACUGGAUCGUGGUAGUAAUCUUAUUAAGGAAAAGCAUUAUGCCCAGGAACAAAUACGCGCGAAAUAUGAACAGCUUUCUGAUGCUUUAACACAUUUGAAUAAUUUAAUGCGAAAGCGGAAGGAUUUGCUGGAUUGGGCGUUGAAAGAAGAACAAUACAUGUUUGAUGCAGCCGAGGUCGAUUCAUGGAUGAAUGAGAAGCGAGGAGCGUUAACAUCAGAAGAUUAUGGUCAGGAUGAAGAUGCAGCGCAAAAGUUAUUGGCUAAACAUAAAGCUUUACAAGCUGAUAUGGUUACAUAUAAACAAUGGCUUCAGAAACUAGCAAUUCAGUGUAAGGACUUAGAGAAUUCGAAUCGGUCAAACAAUGAACGAUUUGUUACGAGGCAAACGGAACUGGAAAAAGAAUUUGAAACACUUUCAAAUUUGGCAGAUGAAAGAAGGCAGCAACUUGAAAAUGCCGUCUACUUAUAUCAGUAUUUGCGAGAAAGUCAGGAUUUAGAGGCAUGGAUUAACGAGCAGUUACAAGUUGCAAUGAGCGAAGAUUACGGUGUCGAUUAUGAGCAUUUAAAGGAAUUACAGAGUCGUUUUGAAGAUUUCAAGCAAAGUGUCAAAACAGGUAGCGAAAGAUUUGUACAUUGUGAAUCAGCAGCAAAUGCACUGCUGAGACGCAAUCCACCGUUUGCUCGUGACAUUUUGAAACGACAAGAAAAGCUCAGGUCUGUCUGGUCCUUGCUGCUAGAUUAUAUUGAAAGUCGAGAUCAAAAGCUGGAAGCAGCAGAAGAAUUGCAUCGUUUCAACCGCGAUAUAGCUGAGAAUCAAGAACGAAUAGCUGAAAAGCAAGCUUCAAUUCCUGCAGAACUUGGUAAAGACAUCAAACAAGUUCAUUCCUUAUGGUUGAAGCAUGAAGCUUUUGAAAAUCAGCUUGGUGCUAUGGAACAACAGCUACGCGAUUUAUUAGAAGAAAGCGCGCGCUUGAAAGCUACUUAUCCUGGUGGUAAUGCGGAACAUAUCACGGCACAACAAGCAGCUCUAGCUGAAGCUUGGCAGGAUUUGCAAGACGCAACCGUCUCACGUCGUGAUAUGCUGAAAGCUGCUUAUGAUUUCCAGCGUUUUUACGUAAAUGCUCGUGAUUUGAUAGCAUGGACAGAAGUCAUUGUAAGAGAUAUGCAAAGUAAACAAGCGGUACAUGAUUUACAAAGUGUGGAGUGGUUGCAGAAGGAGCAUCUUCGCCUGCAGGCUGAAAUAGAGACGCGUGGACCGGAUUUUGCACGAUUAACUAGUCGAGGGGAACAAAUGAUAGCAAAAGAUCAUUAUGCAAGUGCACAAAUCGCAGCAAAAUUAAAGCAGGUUGACCAAGCUUUAAGACGGGUUCGAGAUGAAUGGGCCAUACGGCGCGAAUGGUUGUCGCAAGUACGUGAAUGGCAUGCAUUUCAGCGAGAAGCAAAACAAACUCUGGCUACGAUUGCAGCUCGACAAGCAACACUUUGUUGUGCCCAGGUUGGAGGAACAAUGGAAGAAGUUGAAAAUCAAAUCAAAAAAGUGGAGACGUUUCAAAAGGCGCUUGCGACUCUUGAUGAUCGCGUUGCAGCUUUACAAAAAACAGCAAAACAAUUGGUUGCUGCCAGACAUAUUGAAUCCUCGAAAAUCGACCAGUAUAUGAAACAAGUGGAAGCAGCUCUUACACAGCUUCGUGUACAGCUGAAUGUACGGAAAAGUAUUUUGGAUGAUGCAUUGAAUUUGGCUUGUUUCAAUAGCGAUAUGAUGGAGAUAGAAAGCUGGAUUGAUGACAAACAGAAACGAAUAAAUGCUGAGAAUGAUAGACAAGCGAAACUAACAAGUAUUGAAGAUAAAAUGAAGCGCUUGCAAAAACAUCAGGCGAUGGAAGCUGAAUUAUCAACAAAUGAGUCCAGAAUUCAGGAAAUUAGAACACGGGCACAAACAUUAGCAUCCAAACCUACUAACGAUGGACAUGACAUUAACAAGAGGACUGGUGCCAUGCUUAAGAAAUGGGACGAACUAGUUGCUAUGUCACGUGAUCAAAGUAGUGCGUUGGAAGAAGCUCGAGAUUUGCUCGAUUUUAAACAGCUUGUUGAAAGGAUUAUGAGAUGGAUAAAAGAAAGAGAACUGCUAGUCAGUGUCGGUAAAAUGGGUCGUGAUAUGGAGCACUGCCAAGCACUACUGGAAAAAUUGGAUGGAACACAAGCAGAUGCAAGUGUUGACCAAACUUCCGUUGAAUCUGCGAAUUGUUUAGGUCAAAAGCUAAUUGCUCAAGGGCGGUCUUCAAAGGAUGAAGUGCAGCAACAGCUCAAUGAAUUAAAUGAUGCUUGGAAAGAAGUGCAAGUCAAACUAAGUUUGUACCGCUCACAGCUCCGUUCAGCACUCGAAGUCCACGCGUUCAAUCGCGAUGUUGACGAUACUUGUGAAAGGAUUCAAGAAAAGCUUGCUUCUGUCGUAAUUGAUGAUCUUGGGAAAGAUUUGCAUUCCGUCGAAGCAUUGAUACGUAAGCAGGAAGCAGUCGAAAGGGACAUGACUGCGCACGAUAUUGAGGCACAGAAACUUCUCGACAAGAAACCGCCACUUUGCAAUACAGUUAUUGAAUCGCUGCAGAAACUGGAAACUUCGUGGAAACAAUUGGCUGAACGCGCGACAGCUAGGGGACAGGCGCUAAUGUCAUCUGGUGAAUUGCACAAAUUCCUUGAUGCAAUGUGGAAAGCUGAAAUGUGGGUAGUAGACGCCCUUAGUCGACUUACAACUCAAGAAGCUCCACGUUCUGUAGCAGAUGCUGACGCAUUUAUUGCUAGACAUGUCGAGAAGCUUGCAGAAAUUGAUGGACGACAGCGCGAAGUAUCAGAAUUGCGGGAAUGGAGCACGAGGUUGAUAGCUAAACAGUCGGAUCAUAAAGGUGAAAUACAACGAUCCCUAAAACGACUUCAAAAUGCAGAGCAUCAGUUACGUCAGGCAUGGGAGGCUCGGAACGUUGCCUUAGCUCGAGCUCGGAAUCGUCAGUUGUUUGCUGAUCAGGCUGCUCGUGCUGAACAAUGGCUUGCAUCCAAAGAAGCAUUCCUGAAGCAGGCUGAUAUGGGCGAGAGUGUUGUUGCUGUUGAUGUACUACUUAAGAAACACUGUGAUUUCGAAAAAACCCUUGUUGCUCAAAGUGAUAAAAUCGAUGCUCUAAAGAAAGACGCGGAUUCAUUAGCGCUAUGUGAUACAGAUUACCGUGAUGAAAUCGAAAAAAUCCGGGACACAGUCCUCUCUCGACAUGUAGCGCUCAUGGAAUCAUGCAAACGACGUCAUGAAUUGUUGAAUGAAUCACGCAAAUUACAUGAAUUCAUCGAUAGCUGUGGUGAACUGAUGACAUGGAUCAAUGCAAACAUUCAACUAGCAUAUGAUGAAAGCUUUCUGGACCAAACAAAUUUAAGAGCUAAACUACAAAAACAUUUGACAUUUGAUGCUGAAUUGGAAGCUAAUGAAGGUCGUGUAAAAUCGAUGGUUGAGAUCGGUAAUAAGCUUAUUGCUGGCAAACAUUAUGCAGCUGAUCGAAUCGCUUUGCAAAUUGCUGAAAUAAGACGAGGGUGGGACGAGCUAAGAAGUAAAUCAGAAAUGAAAAAACGUCGAUUGUGGGAAGCUAACGAAGCAUAUCAGUUGAAUCGACGCAUUGAAGAUCUGGAGAAAUGGCUCGAACGGGUAGAAAACGAUUUAUCAAGUGAGGAUCAUGGAAAAGACUAUAUUUCUGUGGAAGCACUUAUCAAAAAGCAAGACGACUUAGAGGCUGAAAUCAAAUCCAGAAAAGAUGCAGUCAAUGAAAUUGUUUCUAAAGCACAUGAAUUUCAGAAACAGGGUUACGCCACUGCUAAUGAAUCAUUGGAAAUGGCUACAGCUCUCGAGAUACGAUACAAUGAGCUGAAAAAACCUUGUAUAAUUCGCCGGGAGAACCUAAACGAUGCUUUGGCAUUUUAUGGAUGGAUAUCAGAAGCGGAAGAACAAAUUGAAUGGUUAAGUGAUCGAAAACGGCAGACGAUAAGUACGGAUUAUGGAGAUACGCUGCAUGCUGUACAAUUGCUUGCCAAAAAGCAUGCACAUCUUGAAGCUGAUAUUAAUAAUCGGCGGGAAGCAAUAGCAAGGGUUGAGGAGAAAGGUCGCAAAAUGAUAAAAGACGGGCAUUUUGCAUCGAGCGCAAUACAGGAAGUUUUAGAUGAAUUGGCAACAUUGGUUCUAUCUGUAAAACAGUUCAUAAAUGAAAGGUCACAAAAACUGAAGGAUUCUUUACAAAGUCAGCAGUACUAUGCCGAAGCUAAUGAAGCUGAACAAUGGAUGCGUGAGCGCAUACCAUUGGUGGCAAAUAGCGAUAUGGGUAAGGAUCAGGUAGCUGCAGAAGGGCACUUGAGACGACUGAAAACGUUAGAAAAUGCUAUAAAUAAAUUCUCCGAUGAAAUCGAAAGACUACGAAAGGAAGCGGAAGUAAUGUUCGCUGCAAAACAUUUUGAUUCUACAAAUCUUUCAUCAAAACAGAGCAAGUUGGAAGAAUUGUACAAACAGCUCAGAGAUGAUAUUACAAGGCGUAAGAUACAACUGGUGGAUUCAGCAAGAUAUCAUGCAUUUGUUCGCCAAGUUGAUGGCCUCGACCGAUGGCUUUCAGAGAAAUUAGAAAUCACUAAGCAAGAAAAUUAUGGCCGCGAUUUGGCUGAAUGUCAAAAACUGGUAACCGAAUUCGAUCAAGUUGUGCGUGAAUUAGCUUCUGCUGGUGAAAGAAUCGCUGCAGUGAAAAAAACUCAGGAAGAACUGCUUCGUAGUGGUCAUCCAUUUGGCGUAUCUAUAAAAGCAAAGGGGACUGAUCUGCAACAUCUUUGGUCUCGGGUCAAUGAAGUAGCUAAUGAACGCCAGCAGGCUUUGCAAGGGGCUAUUCAGGUCCACAAAUUUGAUCAAGAUGCUGAUGAGACUCUUGGUUGGUUAGAGGAAAAGGAAGCGCACCAAGUAGCACUUGAAGGUGAAGAUAUUUCUCGAGCUGAUCUUCCUGCUUUGAAACAACUGAUGAAUAAAUACGACGAAUUUAUGCGUGGCGUUACGGCAGUUGAGAAGCAGGUUAACGAUUUAUGCCGUGAAGCAGAACGUUUGAUAUCAUUAUAUCCUGACACACAGGAACAUCUAGUAGUACGUAAGAUGGGGAUGGAAGAGCAACUGAAAGACGUAUUGAGUACUGCUAAUAAAUAUCAUGAGAAACUGCAGCAGAUGCGGAAUUUGCAGUCGUAUUUCCAAGAAUAUCGCGAUUUAAUCACUUGGAUUAAACGCUUACAGCAUGCUAUAACAAGUGAAACACUUCCUAACGAUGUGGAAGGAUGCAAGACAUUAAUGCUAAGACAUGCAGAAUACCAAGCUGAAAUUCAUGGACGACAGCCUGUUGUUGAUGAAUUUAUUCGUAAGGGUAACAGUAUGAUUGCUGCACAACAUGUUUUGUCUUCCGAAAUAUCCGGCAAGAUUAAACAAUUAGAAUCAGCUAUGGAUUUAUUGAAAGAUAUCUGGAAAGAGCGAUUAGUGUUAUACGAAGAAAAUCUGGACUUGCAACAAUGGAAACGAGAUGCGCAUAUCACAGACACAUGGUUAACAGAGAAGGAAGACAUGUUGAAAGAGGACUGGAGGAAAGUUGAAGAUGUCGACGAUGCAGAUAAUAAAAUAAGGAAUUUCGACGAUUUUCUGAUUACAUUAGAAGCUCAAGGUGAGAAGUUCGACUCUUUGAAAAGGUUAACCCUUCUCGAGAAGGCUUAUUCAAAACAGCGCAAGAAGGAAUCUGAAAGAAUCCAAGCAGAGAAAGGAAAAAGCGAAUCACGGAAAGAAAGUAUUAAGACAUUUGAGAAACAGAAUAAACUCCAAGAUCGUCGAAAAGAACGUGAAAGACGUAUGACUCAAGAAGUAGCAUUGAUGAAGCCAAGUCCAUCAUGUACCGAAGAGGUGUAUGCAUCUAAUACCUUACCGCAUCUUCGACGUGGAACCGAACCUGUUCCAUGCAUUCGGACAUCCUCUUUCGAAUCAAAAGAAGGACCGACUACUCCUUCGAAACAGGCAGCUUUGAGCGUUUCGGAUGGUUCGUCGGUAGAAGCCGAUAGAAUGCUGAAGACAUCUGGAUCUAUGUUAUCAAUUGAUGAAACUCUGACGAUCCAGAGGAUAGGUUCAACUCGAAGAACUCCGAAAUUUACUACAAGAAGGUCGAAUUCAUUAAAAAAAGUCGGAACGCGGGAAGACUUCGGACCGAUUGAUAUGCACGGAUAUCUCGAUCGGAAGCAAGAUUUGCAAAGCGGUGGGAAAAAGGCAACAGUACGCACAUGGAAAAGAUAUUAUACAAUUCUCUGUGGACAGCUUCUAUGUUUUUUCAAAGAUGAAGAUUCUUUUUUGGAAAAUUCGGCAGCUUCUGCGCCUGUCAAUAUCCUGAAUGCGGAAUGUGAUGCUUGUCCUGAAUAUAUGAAAAAAAAGAAUACCUUUAGGCUGAAAAUGCAGGAUGGGUCGGAGUACCUCUUUGCUUGUAAUGACGAUGACAAAAUGCUAGAAUGGGUAUUGAAAAUAAGGUUUCAUGCAAAUUUGGCACCCGCCCAGCAGCUUCGAAGCUUUGAGAAGAGUGAAAGCCCGCCAAUGUAUUCACCGCCACCACGACCUGUCGAAACUGUACGACGACACACUACGGAAUUAGUUUCAUCGGUAGAAGUUAAUGCCUUUUCAUCACCGUCCUAUGAAUCCAAAUCAGUUGAAAAGUCCGGUAUUAUAACUAAUAAUCAUCAUAGCGAAGAAGAAAUGAAGUUGGAACUUCAAAAUCAGUCCUAUAGGUCGACAACAACAACAGCAGUAACAUCGGUACAGCGUGAAAACGGGUUCGGAAAUCUUGAUGGCCCUGAAUUCCAAUACCUAAAUCGUGAUAACGAAAUGAACGGUAGACGGGUGUUGGAGUUGGAUUCGGAUUCCAUAGCGUCAUCAACAUCACGUCGAAACACUGGUAAUAUAAAAGGCGCUGACAAUGAUUUUAUCGCCUGGGUGGAAAGACACUCCGAUUUGUCAUCAUCAACAACUUCUGCACCAAUUGCUCCUGUUGUCGGACUGUCCGAUGAUACUGAUUCUGUUAAAAAGCGUAAAGCAUUUUCGUUCUUCAAGCGUAGUUCACGACAUAAGGAGAAUAGUACGAAGUAA
This is a messenger RNA of Cercopithifilaria johnstoni, 12045 nucleotides long. The record is from the annotation of a GenBank genome assembly. Lineage: Eukaryota; Metazoa; Nematoda; Chromadorea; Rhabditida; Onchocercidae.